This is a messenger RNA of Lactuca virosa, 435 nucleotides long. The record is from the annotation of a GenBank genome assembly. Lineage: Eukaryota; Viridiplantae; Streptophyta; Magnoliopsida; Asterales; Asteraceae.
AUGUCAAACACUAGCUCUCAAGCACUUGGAUCGGCAGAUGAGUCUGGUUACGUCACUGCGCGCCCGAAAGUCAACCGCGACUCGAGCACCGAACCGACUGAAGAUCCGUCUACAGGAUCAGAGACUGGAGAGGAAGUGAGCAGCCAGGCACCGACUGAGGAAACUUCAGCCCCGCCGAUACCCGAGCCUUCGCGACAGUUGACACCUCGGCCACCCCUUUAUGGACUAUACCACAGGAGGACAGCGAGAAAGAGCGCACCAAUGCCGAGAGAAGUGUUGAGGUUCGAGCAUCCAGAACCCGUGCCAGCACCUCCCGCACCAAGGAGUGAGCGUCACGAGCCUAGUCAGCCUCGACCCCCAGUCAUAGGGACGCCUUAUAUGCGAGCACCCGGGAUGACUUGUCAGGAGCGACGCAGCAUGGAGGCCAUGGCCUGA